This is a messenger RNA of Penicillium lagena, 705 nucleotides long. Its product is annotated as PX domain-containing protein YPT35. NCBI's taxonomy places the organism in Eukaryota, Fungi, Ascomycota, Eurotiomycetes, Eurotiales, Aspergillaceae. Gene Ontology annotation, cellular component: endosome. The record is from RefSeq and is a predicted model, not a curated record. Gene Ontology annotation, molecular function: phosphatidylinositol-3-phosphate binding. The coding region runs from base 1 to 705 and encodes 234 amino acids. The transcript is spliced from 5 exons.
AUGGAGCCAGCGACUGAGGAGGCCGGUCCGGCACCUCGACCGCACCCGCCGCUCUCCCCACCUUCGGAGCUCCAACAACAUCAACAGGAAACCCAAGGAUUUUCCGCAGAAGCCGAUGACAAUGUACCAACCGACAUCACCAACACCAUUGCACAUGGAGCAGCCCUACCCCCGUUAUCCCAAAGCCCUGCCUCUUCCACAAAGUCACGCCCGCCCUCCGGCGUAGUGCCGCCCUACUGGCGCCGUCAUGAGCGCAAUGUCUCCCGUGCAUCGCAGACCUCAUUGGCGCGGUCCACACUCAUCACGUUGGAGGAUCACACGGCAGACCCGGACUCGGAGACUACUCGCGGACUGUGGGCACGGAGUGUCUCUAUCGAUGACCAUGUCGUUGUGCAGGGUAUGACGGGGAUCGGUUCGUAUGUGGUGUGGAAUUGCACUAUACAAACACUAGAUGGAGGCCCAAUCGUUGUUCGGAUGAGAUACUCUGAAUUCGACGACCUGCGCCAGCGGCUAGAAUCUUCUUUUCCGCACGCCAAAAGUGCUCUUCCCGCUCUGCCGCCUAAGAGCGUAAUCUACAAAUUCCGCCCCAAGUUUCUUGAGAAUCGGCGCGUCGGUCUACAAUAUUUCUUGAAUUGUGUCCUUCUGAACCCGGAGUUCUCAGGCUCACCUAUUGUCAAAGACUUUCUCUUCGGUCGUGUCUCUUAG